Phyllotreta striolata is the source of this 824-nucleotide messenger RNA. Lineage: Eukaryota; Metazoa; Arthropoda; Insecta; Coleoptera; Chrysomelidae. The record is from the annotation of a GenBank genome assembly.
CGAAUAUUCCGCACCCUCUGUAUUGCCAACAGGUCACAUAUACGUAAAGUUACAUAGGUUGUAGUUUUUGAAAAGUGCGCGAAGCUUUUUUACACCGAAGCUUCAACAACUAAACAAUAAUGCGAUAUGCAAGACCUCUGUCCUCCAGCAAACUCCUUCUGACCACGCUAUUGGCAUUUUUCCUGCAAGAAACUCUGCUAGUAGUUGCGACAUCUAUCGAAGAAACGACGAGGGAAGCGGACGAUGACAAUCUACAAGUGGACGCCGAUAUGUCGAAAAGAAACUGGAAUAAAAACCUCAAUAUGUGGGGUAAAAGAGGCUGGAGCAACCUGCAUGGUGGAUGGGGAGUAAAACGCAGCGAUCCUUCUUGGCUGGAACAAAAUGUCUAUUCAUCUCCACCGGUAGUCCAAAAACGAGCUUGGAAGAGUUUCCAGGGAGGCUGGGGUAAGAGAUUUGCACCCGAUAACGACGAUUAUUCGAUGCAAGAAAUUGCUUCGUUGUUAGAGAGAAACGAUCACCAAAGCAUACCAAUUGAACCUGAUUUUGACUUUAACGAAGAAGAGAAAAGAUCAAAGUGGUCUAAAUUUUCCGAUGGAUGGGGAAAACGCAACAAAUGGGAGAGCUUUCGGGGUGGCUGGGGUAAACGUGAACCGGCAUGGGUAAAUUUAAAAGGACUGUGGGGAAAAAGAAGUCAAUUCGAAAAUAACGUCAAAUAAUGGGCAAACAGGUUCUGCUUCAACUGAUUCAAAUUUGUCUACAACAGCAUUUUCAACUUGGGUAUUUUGAAAUAUUACUUUCAUGUGCUAUCAUAAGCGAUAUUUUAG